Messenger RNA from Mus musculus (house mouse), 970 nucleotides. It is a transcript of the gene Ctxn2, whose product is annotated as cortexin 2. The transcript is spliced from 2 exons. NCBI's taxonomy places the organism in Eukaryota, Metazoa, Chordata, Mammalia, Rodentia, Muridae. The record is from RefSeq and is marked validated. The coding region runs from base 585 to 830 and encodes 81 amino acids. Gene Ontology annotation, cellular component: membrane.
AGCAUUCACCAACAGGGUUCCAGCGCCAGUCCCCAGGAGAAGGUGUCCUUUUUCUCUUGGAUUUUAGAAACAGGAGAGCCGAGUGGGGGGCAGGGAGAGCUUGUAGGUUUGGUGAGCUCAAAUUCUAAAAAGAAACGAAUGCCUCUGCAGCUGCUGAUGCUGUCAAGAAAGAAAAAAGAAAGAAAGAAAACGUGUUGUGUGUAUACAGAUUGCUGAUGUUUCUCCCAUAGUGUCUUGUAGGAAGUUUCCAUGCUUCCUGCAGUUUAAUAUGUAGAAGGCAACUGGCGACAACGCAAGGUAGAACACUAGCAAUGGUCUAGGCUUCUUUAGUGAGACAUGUUGAGAAUUUUCAGAUCGACCAGUGCUUUGGAAGGAAUGGGUGUCUGAGGAGCCAGCCAGUUGUUCUCUUAAGGAAAAUCUCUCAAGGUUGACGUCUCCAGAGCUUUGGGGUAGAUUCUUGAAGAUCCGAGGUUUUGGAACUCUAGGAAACCAAAAUGCAUGCACUUCAGCAUGAUGAAGACAUCUGGGCAGAGAACCGAUUCCGGCAGGAACUCUGAAGAGCCACCACGAUGCAGCCGUGAAUGAUGAGUAGCACCUACUGUGGCAAUUCUUCAGCAAAGAUGAGUGUCCACGAAGUCUCUGAAUCCUCCCUGUCUCUGGAGCAAAAGACCGGCUUUGCCUUUGUGGGCAUCUUGUGCAUUUUCUUGGGACUUCUCAUUAUCAGAUGCUUCAAGAUUCUGUUAGACCCAUAUAGUAGCAUGCCCUCUUCUACAUGGGAAGAUGAAGUUGAAGAGUUUGAUAAGGGGACCUUUGAGUAUGCACUUGCCUGAUAGUGGCUCUGAUUCAUGGUAUUCCCAGUUCCAUUGAGACAUGUGAUAAACACAUCUGUAAUUAGCUUGCCUGUGCUGUUGGAGAGAAAAUCAUUCCAUUCAUGACAUUCAAUAAACAUCUAUGAUUGGUUUAUCCACCA